AUGUAUCUUUAUGUUGGUGAAAAAAACAACAAUAGUGGACGAGAAAUUAAAAUCGGCAUUGAAAAAAAUGAGUAUGAAAAUAGUGGCGGAUCAAAAUACGAUAAUCCUCACGAACGAUUGGAAGCUCAACAAGCGGAACGCCUUGGUAAGGAGGAAAACAGAAAUUUCACUCUCGCCGAAGCCCGUGCUGAAGUAAUUAGAAAAGAAUUAGAUGAAAAUAAAAACAUUAAAUUUUGUUCUGAUAAAUGCCAGCAUUAUUUAUCAAAAAAAGCUCCGAAUGAACCAGUGCAGGAACAGAAUUCUCCAACUCCAAUUUCACCAAAAACCGGCGGAGCAGGAAAAGCAGCAAGUAAUAAAAAUAACCAAAUUAGCGACACCGAAAAAUCUCAAAUUCUUCAAUACUUUAUUAAUAAAAGCAUUAAAAAAAUUACUAUAAACAAUGGAAAGUUAGUAAUUGAAUAUAAUAACAGCACUACAAAAACCAUAGAAAACAAAGACCAGCAAUUACAAAAAUAUUAUCAACUUAUUCAAACCUUACCUAAUCAAUCCCUUUCUCUUUCUGAAUUACAAGAGAAUAAAACUAAUAAUCCCACUUCUACUCCCAACAGAGAUAAUACUGGAGUUUACGUUGGCUUAACUAUCGGUGCCUUUAUCUUGGGAGGAACAUUUGUUUACUUCUUGGCUCGUAAAAAGAAAAAAUAA
Paraglomus brasilianum is the source of this 702-nucleotide messenger RNA. Lineage: Eukaryota; Fungi; Glomeromycota; Glomeromycetes; Paraglomerales; Paraglomeraceae. The record is from the annotation of a GenBank genome assembly.